AAAUUAUCGUAAUGUUCGUCUGAGAAAUAAUUGCAUACUGCUAGCGAGCAAUUAGAUCUACAUUUGAGAUGGUUACCUAAAAAGACUAUGAACUCAUUUUUUACAGAAACACCUUCGACAGGGUUGGUGAUGUUGGUGAAAUUCCAUCGAGAUCGACAACCAUUCAAAUAUUAAUCGGAAUCGUGAUUUCCUUUAUUUACAUACUGUAUCGUCUGUUUAUUUACAAAGACCAAUGGCUGGAAAUAGUUCGACUUUCCGUGUAGAUUUGCUGUUACAUAGUCUGAAAGAAAUACAGCAAGAAAAAAACUGCCUGGAACAUAAGCUGGCCGAGAGAAGAAGUCGGAGGAGAGAAUUGGAAAAUCUACUAGAUAUAGAGAACAAUAAAUUCACUCAGAUGAAGGAAGGUCAUGAAAAAUUACAAGAAACCAUGAAGGUUGCUCAGUUAAAAGAGACACAGACACAGUCGAUGGCAAAUAGACUAGAAGAAUCCAAUCAACAAAAGAGAAAGAACAUUGAUGAAUUGAACAGAAAAUUGUCAGCAGAAAAAGAAAAACAGCUGCAGAAUGUAGAAAACUUCGAGAAGGAGUUAGCCGACAUUGCCAAUCAGCUCAUGAAUGCUAGAACAUUUUAUGAUGACUCCUCUUUGAACAAAGGAAUUAGUGAGACAGAAUUUUACAAAUCUGAAUUACAGAACAAAGUGGAAAACUGUCAACAAGAACAUUUCGACCUCCAGCAACGACUUCAGACCUUGUCAAUUAACGACAGAAUUACAGACCUACCAGACAUUCCAAUGGAACUACGAAAAGAAAUUUGGGCUUUGUUUAAGGAUGAAAACACGGAUGCUAAAGAUCUCUUGAAAAGGAAAAAAGAAUCACUACAACAAAUCAGUCAGAAGUUGACAACUUUGAAAGCAUAAAUUUUAUCCUCAUUCUAAAGAAUCGAGUUCAAUACUAUAUUUGAUGUGCAAAGUGACUGUUGUGAUUCAUUUGUACAUAUUUUUCAGCCCUUCAGUGGUUAGUCAUUAAUUUGUAUCGAUGCAGUCAUCAAUAGUAUUUGAGGACCUAGUUGAAUGACAAGUUAAAAUAUGUACUACAUGAUUACUCUUUUUAUUCACUUUUAAAAUGUAUUCAUUAUAUACAAAAACUUCAUAAACACAGUUCUGUGCUGUUUUCAAUGUUAUACUGUUAAAACGUUUCUUUGGACGGAUUUUUCAUCCUUUUCUCAACACAAUAAAUAUAUCCAGAAAAUUUUGUUUUCUGUUAUGUUUAUAAAAAAAAAACUCCCUGUAUUCAGGGCACAUUGAUAAU
Molecule: messenger RNA, 1307 nt
Organism: Magallana angulata
Lineage: Eukaryota; Metazoa; Mollusca; Bivalvia; Ostreida; Ostreidae
Exons: 9
Coding region: 233-916 (227 amino acids)
Biological process (GO): synaptonemal complex assembly
Cellular component (GO): synaptonemal complex
Source: RefSeq, a predicted model, not a curated record